CGAGAAGGAAGUUAAAAAUGAACAGAAGAAGAAGAAGAAGAAGAAGAAGAAGAAGAAGAAGAGAACCAUAAAAACAACACAACGGGCACCUGGCAGUCUGACAUAAACAAGAUAGUUACCUGCUGCACAAUGGCAAAUGUUUAAAAGCCCAAAUCAGCUGCUGAUAUGGUGUACCCAAGAAGCCCCCAGUCUCACAUUGGGGUGAGCGUCUGGGGAGAAUAUUGCAGCAGAAUAUGGCUUUAGGAGAUCAUCUUCUACAAGAAUUUAUUUUCACCACGACAAAAUAAGACAUUUGAAAAUGGAGAGAGUGGCAACUGAGAGGGAGAUGGAUGCCCUUACAGAUUCGGAUGAGGAGCUCACUGAGGGUGAUUCCACUUCAGUGAAUAAGUCAAGUCGGUGGGAGACUCGAGCGGCCGAAGACGACCGCGAGGCCACAUCCAAUGCUCAGGACACCCCAAACCCCGCCACCCCGCAUGACUCCGGAAUCGGUUACGUGGAAUGCUGCGGCUCCAUGGAGGACAGGGAUGAAACCGAGGAAGUUUCCGACGACCACGAAAGCGCUGACGGUCACGUGAGCUCCCGGGUCAUAAAUCAAGAGGAGGAUGAAUCCGCAAAGGAGCAGCAGAUGAACGGCGAGUCGGCUUGGAGGAGCUUCGGAUCAGGAAGGAGGUGCAAACUGAGGAGCGGAGGUUCCGUUUCCGAGCAAAGCACUCAAAGUGGCUUUACCUUUCAAAAAGGAGCUUUCGUGUCGGGCGGCGGCAGGCACAAGCAGGCCCGCAGGCGCAACCAUCAUCAUCAUCCGCUGAACCGCGGCCGCAGGCGUUCAGGCAAACAACUCGUGUUUGCUUUGAAAGAAAUGUUGUCGGAGUCUCUCAGUGUCUGGUGUAUCUCCUGUGUCCAUAUGAUGAUCGAAAUUAUCGUCACCUUAACUCACAAUUGUGGCGUUGGCGUGGAGACCGGAGGGUUGAAACUUUACCGCUUGGGGCAGCGACUCAUUGGAAAGAUGACGGACAUACCGGGAAUGAAGGCCGACGCUAGUAGGAUAUUAAAAUGGACAAAGUGCGCAGGCGCGGAUGUGGCCGAUAAAGUUGGUCGCUCACUCAAGUGGACUAAACAAGCUGCCUUAUCGACUUUCAGACUUCUUUAUGCUUUGAUCGUGCUCGCGUCCCAGCGAGUGAAAAGUGUCUUGGUCCGGCUUGGUGGAGAGAGGGGGAAACGGUAUUGGACAGCUUUCCAGGAUUCACGUUUUUGGAAGAGGGUGGUGCUUUUUGUGGAAAGGAUAAGAAAGUGCUUCAAGAGAGACGGCCACGUGCACACAUCCGGCUUCGAAUCACCGGGUCGAGCCGGGAGAGGCCCGCCAGGUCAGGAGCUGGAAAGACUGCUGGCCUUGGCUGGGGUCCCAGAAGACGAGCUUGAUCCCUUCACGGUGCUUGGCGUGGAGGUCCACGCGACUGAAGCCGAGCUGAAGAAGGCCUACAGGCAGCUGGCUGUCCAGGUCCAUCCAGACAAGAACAAACACCCACGAGCUGGUGAGGCGUUCAAAGUACUGCGGGCUGCCUGGGAUAUUGUCAGUAACCCAGAAACACGAAGAGAGUAUGAACUGAAGCGAAUGGCGGCGACCGAGCUCUCCAAGUCCAUGAACGAGUUCCUCACCAAGCUGCAGGACGACCUGAAGGAAGCCAUGAACACCAUGAUGUGUACCAAAUGUGAAGGCAAGCACAAGCGCUUCGAGAUGGAUCGAGAACCAGCCGAGGCCCGCUUCUGUGCCGAAUGCAGUCGUCGCCAUAGCGCCGACGAAGGCGACCUUUGGGCCGAGUCCAGCAUGUUGGGCCUACGUAUCACCUAUUUUGCCUGCAUGGAUGGCAAAGUCUAUGAUAUUACAGAGUGGGCGGGUUGCCAGAGGAUAGUCAUCUCUCCAGACACACACCGCGUGCCCUAUCACAUCUCCUUUGGGUCCAAGAACAACAGCAAUGCCGCCAGAAACAGGUCACACUCAGAGCACGGUCCAGGGCCGGCCAACCCGGCAGAUUUACAGGACUUCUUCAACCGCAUCUUCAAGGGAGCGGCCCCCAGUGACAUGCCAGCCAAUGGGGGCUUCUUCCCCUCAGGUCCAUCUCACCAUCCCCCACCCGGCGCCGGCUCACCCCCGUUCUCUCCUCCCCCGGGCCAGACAGGUUUCUUCAUGCCGGGGGCCCCGCGGCCCGAGCCCGGCGAAUCGUGUGCGGAGGGCGGCAAACCUCCGCCUCGGAGGAAGAAGAAAGUCCGCAAGCCCUUCCAGAGGUGAAGUCUGCUGAGAUGAAGACAGCUACGGAAAAAAACAACCCAGGGAGACAUUCAGCACAGGCCGCUUUGGGUCUUGCUGACAUCCCAGCUGGAGGAGAUUGAGGUUGCUUGGAAAGGCUGUUGGAAGGUUCAAGAGAUGCCGGUGGUGGUGGUGCGGUAGCUCUCAUUUCACCUUAGGUUGGCUUCAUCUUCACGCUGACUGUAGCUUUGCCAUUCUUUCCUACCAACUCGCAUUGCACCGUUUCUUCACUUGCUUUUUGCCACUCCCAGUCAUUCACGUACGUUCGAAACGGAAUCUUUGCAAGCCAUGGUGGCACCAGCCGUGGCUCAAUGUAAUCAAUUUGACAAUAUCCAUUUCAGCAUCAGCGCAACUGAUAUUGCAGUGAUUCUCCAUGCUAAAAGUUACAUUUAAAAAAUGUUUUUGUCUCUUGUACGUUGCAAAUUUUUGUCUUUAAGACAUGGAAAAGCCCAAUGAGCAAUAGUCCCAAUUUAGUAUCAGCAUACUGUAUGUUAAACACGACAAGGAAUGAGUUACCAGUGAUGCUGUGGUGAUAUACAAUUUAGAUAUGGGGGAAAAAAAUAAUAGCUUGGAACCUACAAUUAUGGACAAAAUGUUAGACCGCUCUUUCUUCCUCGGUUUUAUUUGUAUUUUAAAUGCCUAAAUGUUGAGGUACAUAUUUGGGGGGGCGACAAAUGACAUUGAAAGUAGCUCAUAAGAGUAAUUCCAGAGCCUUUUUUUUUUUUUUUUGAUAACCAAAAGCAUCGCCAUUCCACAUUGUCUUUCUGUUAGUCACAUGAUACACCUGUCGUGGCAUCAAGACAUUAAAAUGAAGAAAUUGAAGAAUACCAAAUAAUUUUUCCAUGACUGUAUACACGUUAACACAUUAAGCAGUGAAACUUUUCCAAUUAUUAGUCCCAUUCAUAUUUGUGCUCCAUUGUGAUUUCCAAAAUUCCCAACGGGACAGGCCUGAUGAGUGGCCUACAUUGCCCUCUGUUGCUCAUCAGUGCAAUUAGACAUUUCUUUUAUCAAAUCACUGUUUCCUCCCCAGCUUUUUUAAGAACAUGUGGUAUCUCCACAAUCUAAGUCUCAGUUUGUCUACCAAAGUUUAAAUUAAUCUCUGAUGUGAAAUGUUUUAAACGAUCACUCUCUAAAGAUUUCGAAAUUACUGUAAACAUAAGGAAAAAAAAGCACGGAAGGGAAAUUUCAUGUCUUCAUCGAACAACAUAAAGGGUUCACUCUACUUUCUGCUGCUUGCAUUCCUAAUCACUUCAAAUAACUUCAGGAAAACUCGGCUGUUUACACCAACUGUGUAAACGUUGCUCGAGCAAGCAGAAUUUGACAUUUGUAUUUUUUUUGGGGGGGGUCAGUUUUGUACCUUUUGUGUUGGGGCCUGUGACGUCGCUGUUCAUGUGCGGUUGCACAGAAGCCUGAAGUUCGCUGCAUUGUGAUGCCUCUGGGUUGGAGUGGUUGCGAUAUAUAUAUAUUUUUUCCCCGAAUAAGAAUUUCAGUGUUGACGCAGGAUGCUGCCAUGUUCCUCUCCCUGUGUCACAUCGCCCCUCUUUUAUGCAUUUGUGGUGUAUGAUCAGGUGAGCCAUGGCAGAACCACAAAGGCUUGUAACGCUUGAAAUGAGAUUGCUCCUCAGCAGUGGCUCUAUAACUGAAAAGAACUGAUUUAUAUUUUGCUGAUAAAGUAGCAUGAUUUUAUGUUUUGUUUGCCUUUGGUUUAUUUUUCCAAUGAUGUGCAAUUUGUGGUCUGCCGUCCUUGUUUAGGUUUUGGUUUUCUAAUUGCCAUGAACGUUGACAGUGAAAAUUUGCAUUUGUUGACUUGUCACACAUUCACCUCAGCAUGAAAAUGUACACUGAUGGACAUACUGGGUGCCGCUUGAAAGUUCAAGAAGACAACGGCAGAGUCAACAAUGUUUUUUUUUUUUCUUUUAAUGAUUUUUUUUUUACAGAAUAUGCAGAAAUAUUGUAAACAACUUUAUCUGACAAUCAUCAGGGGCUUUUGUUCCCUGGCUGGCAGACCAUUUUAAAAUAUCACUCUUGGGUAAGUUUCCCCUGCUUUCUCUGGUUUUCAAAGUAAAGAUAAUUUCCUAAAUGCAA
Messenger RNA from Syngnathus acus (greater pipefish), 4387 nucleotides. It is a transcript of the gene dnajc14, whose product is annotated as DnaJ (Hsp40) homolog, subfamily C, member 14. Bases 299 to 2284 code for a protein of 661 amino acids. NCBI's taxonomy places the organism in Eukaryota, Metazoa, Chordata, Actinopteri, Syngnathiformes, Syngnathidae. The transcript has 7 exons. Gene Ontology annotation, molecular function: dopamine receptor binding. The record is from RefSeq and is a predicted model, not a curated record.